AUGAUGGAUCGUUUCUUGCCAAUUGAACUUGCUGGGAGUCUACAACCGCUUUUGAUAGUUGACGAGAGAUUAUUUCUAGUUCAAGAUAACGCUGGAUUAUUCGAUGGAACCGAUAAGAAUGCAAAAUAUGGAAAUGGUAAAAUAUAUUUGACUUCUCAUCGAAUAAUCUACGUGGACUCUAAACAACCAAACAAUAAUUCAGUCGCGCUCGAUCUAAAACAUAUCAAAGGACUUGAAUAUAUGACUGGGUUAUUAAGAUCGUCACGUAAAAUCAUCCUUCACUUUUCACUCUCAAACCAUAACAACACCCAAUCCUCAUUCUCACAAGUGACAACGUGGAUCUGUCCAGCAUGUGCUUUCGGAAACACAGCAAGUCUUGCACGAUGUCAAUUAUGCGGCGAGAAUCAACCAGAAUCACCGACACAAUCUCCAUCAUUAAAAAAUUCUUUCUCACAAGAUUCUUCGAUCGAGAGACCAUGUCACGCGUGUACCUACAUGAAUAAAGUCACUUUGCCUAAGUGUGAAAUGUGUGGUGCCGGAUUAACACAGUCCUUUUUGGACGACGCCGAGAAUAACGGUCUGAGUGGAAUGAGAUUGAGCGAAGAAGUUAUGCGUGGAUCGAGAACAGGAGAAUACGUGAGGCUCAUGUUUAAGAAGGGCGGAAGUAGUGCAUUUUAUGAGAAAUUGCGGGCUGCAAUGGCAAUGAAAGUUUGGGAGAAACGCGCAAACCGCUUUUAA
Messenger RNA from Ambispora gerdemannii, 738 nucleotides. The record is from the annotation of a GenBank genome assembly. NCBI's taxonomy places the organism in Eukaryota, Fungi, Glomeromycota, Glomeromycetes, Archaeosporales, Ambisporaceae.